GAGUUGAGGCCUGGAGCAGCAAUGGCGGGACUGGAUUUUACGGACCAAGAUGUUAGAGAACAACUGGGUUUGUUGGGCUACCACAAUGUCCCACAACAUCAACUUCGAGAGUUUAGAAAAGAUCUAGAGGAGCUGAUCAGGCACGAGCGUUCAAAGAGUCAAAGUUCAAGUAAAGCCAGUGAUAGUGUGGAGUCAAGUGGCAGUAUGAAGUCACCAAACUAUGAUUCACAGGUGAGAAAUAGGUCCGUACGUCAACCCCUUGCAGCACCACAAUCUACAGCUUGGCAUGAGUUCAACUCAGGAAUAGAGAAUCAGUCUUCACAUAGAGGGAUUGAGACUUUAUAUGGUCAUCCUGCAGAAUUUCAUCAGUGUGAUGCAUAUAGCAGAUACUCGGUAGUCCCAAAUACAUUUAGAUGUACGUCAGCGCCAACUAGGCUGAUUCUUCAGAACACUCCAGAUCAUGAGAAUAAUGACAGUCAAGUGCAGUAUGAGAACAGCAGCACAAGCAGCCUUGAGGUACCAUCUGAAAGCAACAGAAAACCGAUUAUCCGAAGAAAAGUAUUACGGAGAAAGAAUGGACAAUUGCACGUUUGUGACGAAUCGAUGAUCAGUGAGACUGACUCUGAUGCAGUCAGUGAAUUGGGACAGAGGGUCAGCAGAUUUCAGACUCUUGGCAAUGAAGCAGAGUCUGACAGAGAAAGUGAAGAAUUGAGCAGCACACCUGAUACUGGAAGCAUAGCUAGAAGACGACCAAAUUCUGCCCAACCAUUCUUCACAAGAGACCUGUGGAGCUCUAGGCCAGGAGGAACGGAAGGAUUUUGUUGUAUUUCAAAUGCACCAAAAUCAUUUAUUAGACCACUAAUGGAUCAUCCUCACACAAGAAACAUAAAGAAGAGUGAUCCUGUAGCAAAGUAUUUUGAAUAUAAACGAAACUGGGAAACUUUCAAAGCUCCUGGAGAAAAAGAUAGGAAAGAACUGCGAUGGGGAAUAAGGGAACAAAUGUUUUACAAGAACCAACUACCUCUGAAACCGCAACACAUUUAUGUUCCAAAUAACUACGUUGUACCAACAGAGAAGAAAAGGUCUGCAUUGCGGUGGCAAAUUAGACAUGAACUAGCAAGUGGGACCAUUCCACAGAAGUUCUUCUGCCCUGUAUAGUUGAUUAUCUCCUUUUGUAAUUGACUAGUAAGCAUGAAUUACACAAUGAAGUCAAAGAUUUUAUUGAAUCAUGAAAUAAAAGUCCUCUUUUCCAAA
Messenger RNA from Carcharodon carcharias (great white shark), 1254 nucleotides. RefSeq names its product hydrolethalus syndrome protein 1 homolog. The transcript is spliced from 12 exons. Bases 22 to 1158 code for a protein of 378 amino acids. The record is from RefSeq and is a predicted model, not a curated record. NCBI's taxonomy places the organism in Eukaryota, Metazoa, Chordata, Chondrichthyes, Lamniformes, Lamnidae. Gene Ontology annotation, biological process: cilium assembly. Gene Ontology annotation, cellular component: centriole; non-motile cilium.